Plutella xylostella (diamondback moth) is the source of this 780-nucleotide messenger RNA. The record is from RefSeq and is a predicted model, not a curated record. NCBI's taxonomy places the organism in Eukaryota, Metazoa, Arthropoda, Insecta, Lepidoptera, Plutellidae.
AUGACGACGCAAACAAGAAACGACGGAAGAAGUAACGCGAUGCUUGGUAGCAUGGUGUCCAACGACAAAUUCUGCGGAAUUACAAAAUUCAGUGGAGAAGAUAAGACGUAUUCUUCGGCGAAGUGGGCCGCCGAUAUUGAAGAUAAUGCCAAGAUAUUCGGAUGGAGUGCCCGGCAGAAACUCAUUGUCGCUCGACAAUCGCUCGUUGGUACGGCUCAGUUGUGGCUGAGAUCGGAGGAGACGUACAAAACAUUUGAAGAACUAAAUGCCGCCUUACAAAACGAAUUUCCUGAUGAAUUAAAUUUAAAUAGCAAGGAAAUGCACGAGCAUAGAUACCCAGAAGAAGAAAAUGACAGCCAUAGACACAAUUCAUGUGAAGAAGAACCAGAAGAACAGAGUGACAGCCAAGAAAUAUCAAUGUCAAACAGCUUUGAAGACGAUGUAAACAAACAAAGUUUGCAUAAUGAAAAGGAGAAACUGAUGAACAUUUGCAAAAAAUCUUCCUCUGGUGUUGGUGACAAGAAGAAUGACAAGGAAGAUGAUAAAGUUUAUAAAUCAAGUGAUACCGAGGCGAAGAAGGAUAAGAAGGCGAGUGACACGUGUGAGAAGAAAGAUAAGAAGAGAAGCGAAAUUCGAGAUAAAAAAGAUGAAAAGAAAGAAGGAAAAGAAGAUGAAAAGAAAGAAGACAAGAAUGAAGAAAAGAAAGGAAGUGAUAUUGGGGGAAAGAAAGAUAAAAGUGAUGAUGAACGAAUGAUGACGAAUAGAGGAACUUGCGUGUGA